UGAAGAUUCGCGACAGUCUUGUAGAAGUGUGUGACACCUGCACAGCAUGGAGAAUACACAAGUGGAAGGGACAAAAAGUGUUCAGCAGAACCAUCCCUACACAAAAGCGAAUGUAAUCUCCAAAAUAUUUUUUUUAUGGGUUCUGCCACUCUUCUACAAAGGAUUCAGAACGGACCUUAACGAAGAUGAUAUUUUACCGUCGCUAAGGUCACACGACUCGAAGAAGUUAGCCGAUAAAUUCGAGAAAGAAUGGACAAAGGAGCUAAAAAAGAAAAAGAAUCCGUCUUUGUGGUGGGCAUUGGGAAGAGUCUUUGGAAAAAAUCUCGUCAUCCUGGGAUUUUUGUAUUUUUUUAUGGAAAUGUGCGCUAAGUUAUCCCAACCUAUAGCUCUAUCGAAAUUGUUGGAGUACUACCAACCAGAUUCAACUAUGAGCCAGAAUGAGGCUUACAUCUAUGCAACUUUAAUAGUACUGUCUUCUCUGGUAUACAUUUUAUGCCAACACACAUUUAUGCUUCAUGCAUUGCAUUUGGGUAUGAUGAUAAGGGUAGCCGCAUCCACAACUCUCUACAGAAAAGCCCUUAAACUGAAUAAGUCAGCCCUUGCUGGAACUACGAUAGGCCAAAUGGUUAAUCUUAUCUCCAACGAUGUGACUCGAUUCGAAAUGAUGAUCAUGCAUAUUCAUAACUUAUGGUUGGCACCUAUCCAAACAAUAGUUGUGUUGUUGCUAUUGAGCUUUUAUGUAGGUUGGACUGGUGUUUUAGGAGUCGUCUUAAUGCUCGCGUUCGUUCCUUUUCAAAUGUGGAUGGCGAAGAAGUCGUCAGCAUAUCGACUCAGCACAGCCUUAAAGACCGACGAAAGAAUCCGACUAAUGAACGAGAUUAUAUCUGGUAUACAAGUGAUUAAGAUGUAUACAUGGGAAAAACCAUUCGCUAAGCUGGUGGAAAUCAGCAGAAGAACAGAACUUGGUGAAAUUGGCAAGACAUCUGUGAUCAGAGCAUUUGUAAUGUCCUUGUUCAUGUUCCUAAACAGAGCUUCAAUUUAUUUCUGCAUGAUGUCCUACGUUCUCCUAGGGAAAACUUUAGAUCCGCAUUACGUGUUUGUUACCACCUGCUUUUAUGGUAUUUUGAACGUAUCGGUCGCAAUAUAUUGGCCCACGGGCAUAACACAGAUGGCAGAAGCCGCAAUAUCAGUCAAGAGAAUAAAGCGGUUUUUGUUAUACGACGAAGUGACAUUUGAUUCAAGUUCAUCAUUUCUGAAUGACUUCAAUAACUCGGCCAACGCACCAGUCGGCAUUCACAUGGAUAACGUCUCAGUCACCUGGGUAAAGAAAUCCAACACAAAUAUUUUAAACAAUAUUUCCAUGGACGCAACUUCGGGUCAAUUGGCAGCAGUAAUUGGUCCUGUCGGUAGUGGCAAAACAACGCUUUUGCACGCGAUUUUAAAAGAACUUCUGCCUGUAUCUGGUACUGCCCGAAUACAGGGAAGAAUUUCGUAUGCUUCUCAAGAGCCCUGGGUGUUUGUUGGAAGCGUUAGAGAUAACAUCACUUUCGGACAAGAGUUCAACGUCGAAAGAUACAACGAGGUAGUUAAAGUCUGUGCGUUAGAAAGAGAUUUCACGUUAUUUCCUUACGGAGAUCGUACCAUUGUUGGUGAGCGAGGAGUGUCAUUAAGCGGAGGUCAGAAAGCUAGAAUCAACCUCGCCAGAGCAGUCUACAAAGAAGCCGACAUAUAUUUACUUGAUGAUCCGCUAUCAGCAGUUGAUACACACGUUGGCAGACUUCUCUUUGAUGAAUGUAUCGCCGGUUAUCUUAAACGCAAAUGUGUUGUUCUAGUCACGCAUCAGUUACAGUACCUUAAAACCCUCGAAAGUAUCUAUUUGCUCGACAACGGGAAAAUAGAACACUCUGGAUCGUAUGAGCAAAUUAAAAAUUCCAGAACUGAUUUUACAAACCUUUUGGGGGAGUUAAAAGAUGUAAUUGACGACCCAGAAGACGUGGCUAUAGAACAGAAAAGAGCAUCUGGUGUUAAAACAUCAACUGCAGAAAUAGAUUCUAAAAAUGAAAAGAACCCAACGGAAGGAAAGGAAGGUCAAGGGCGAGGUACUGUCAACUGGAGCGUUUACAAAACUUAUAUACUCUCUGGAGGUAAUGGCUGUACUAUUUUCCUAGUACUUUUAACGUUUUUGUUGGCUCAAGCAUUUGCAAGUUUUGGUGAUUACUUUUUGACAUACUGGGUUAAUAUGGAGCAAAUUAUAAAAGAUCGCAAUCCGGAAUCGUCGCCGAAAUUAGAUUUAUAUUCCGAGGCGCUCUAUAGUUGGGAUAAUAGCACAGUGCAGUUAAAUAACUUAGAGCAAUUUUGGUUGGACAAUGUGGGAGAGCACACGGCCCUGAUUGCAUAUUCCUGCCUAAUAGCAGUUGCUAUCGUCAUAACGAUCGUAAGAUCGUUGUGGUUCUUUAGAUGUUGCAUGAAGGCUUCUAUAAAAUUGCACAAUACAAUGUUCGGCAAAAUUGUUUAUGCUGCCAUGAGGUUUUUUCAUGUUAACCCAUCUGGGAGAAUUUUGAACAGAUUUUCUAAAGAUAUGAACGUAAUAGACGAAUAUUUGCCUUCAAUGUUUGUGGAUACGAUGCAAUAUGGUGUUAACGUUAUAGCAGCAUUUGCAGUGGUUUCAAUUGUCAACUUUUGGAUGCUGAUUCCUGCAAUUGUCCUCCUCGUAAUAUUUUAUUAUAUCAGAUUUAUAUAUUUAAGAACUAGCAGAAAUAUUAAGCGACUGGAAGGAAUAGCUAGGAGUCCCGUUUAUUCCCAGCUAACUACCUCCUUACAGGGCCUAACGACAAUCAGAGCAUUUGGUGCCCAAGAAAUUUUAAAAAAAGAUUUCGACGGCUACCAAAAUGAAUACAGUUCGGUCUUUUUCAUGUAUUUGGCGGCUAGUAGAUGUUUUGGACUUUGGCUGGAUUUUCAAUGUGUGAUUUUCAUUGCAAUAGUAACGUUUUGUUUCUUGAUCUUGAACAGAGAAACAUACGCGGCCAACGUAGGUUUGGCGAUCACACAGUCCAUAACGUUAAUCGGAACCUUACAGUACGCAGCGCGACAAUGGAGUGAAUUAGAAAACACAAUGACCUGCGUUGAACGAGUGAAGGAAUAUGCGGAUGUGAUGCCGGAAAAAGACGAAGGCCGUGUUAAACCAGCGAGAACAUGGCCAGAAAACGGAAACAUCAAGUUCCAGAAUCUCAGCCUGAGAUACGCGCCAAGUGAACCUAAAGUUUUAAACGAUAUGUCGUUUGAAAUUAAGAGCAAAGAAAAAGUUGGGAUAGUCGGCAGAACGGGGGCCGGAAAAUCCUCUAUUAUCGCAGCUCUGUUCAGGCUAGCCGACAUUGAAGGGAAUAUCUUCAUAGACGGCCUGAAUACAAAAUCGAUAAGCUUGGACAAAUUGAGAUCUAAUAUUUCGAUCAUACCGCAGGAACCAGUUCUGUUUUCCGGUUCACUCAAAAAGAAUUUGGACCCAUUUGGGGAAUAUGACGAUAAUGUACUAUGGAGUGCUCUGGAGGAAGUCGAACUGAAACCAGCUGUAUCCAAACUAUCUCAAGGUCUUGAAACGAUAAUGUCGGAAGGCGGUUCAAACUUCAGCGUCGGCCAGAGGCAGCUGGUGUGUUUGGCUAGAGCCAUAAUUAGGAAUAACAAAAUUUUGGUCCUAGAUGAAGCUACCGCUAACGUUGAUCCCCAAACGGACUUACUCAUACAAUCUACGAUAAGGAAAAAGUUUUCCCAGUGCACUGUGUUAACUGUGGCGCACAGGUUGCACACUAUAAUGGAUUCCGAUAAAGUUCUCGUGAUGGAUGCCGGCAGAGUUGUUGAAUUCGGACCUCCACACGAGCUGCUGCAGAACAAAAAGACUGGCGUUUUAUAUCAGAUGGUGCUACAGACUGGAAAAUCAAUGGCUGAUAAUCUCAUAUCAAUUGCGGAAGAGAGUUACCGAACAAGGCAAGGAGUUGAAUAUCAAGGCAGCCGAUAAAUUUCACAGUUUCGGUGUAUCUGGAAGUCGAACAGUUAACGUUAAGA
This is a messenger RNA of Cylas formicarius (sweet potato weevil), 4056 nucleotides long. RefSeq names its product probable multidrug resistance-associated protein lethal(2)03659. NCBI's taxonomy places the organism in Eukaryota, Metazoa, Arthropoda, Insecta, Coleoptera, Brentidae. The transcript is spliced from 13 exons. Gene Ontology annotation, molecular function: ATP binding; ABC-type transporter activity; ATP hydrolysis activity. Gene Ontology annotation, cellular component: membrane. The coding region runs from base 47 to 4009 and encodes 1320 amino acids. The record is from RefSeq and is a predicted model, not a curated record. Gene Ontology annotation, biological process: transmembrane transport.